Ambispora gerdemannii is the source of this 236-nucleotide messenger RNA. The record is from the annotation of a GenBank genome assembly. Lineage: Eukaryota; Fungi; Glomeromycota; Glomeromycetes; Archaeosporales; Ambisporaceae.
CACACUGGCAAGAUCCUGAAAAUUUUAUUCCAGAACGUUUUUUGAAGACUGUUGAAAAGAAUAGGUUUAUGCCGUUCGGUGGUGGCGUAAGAUUGUGUCCAGGCAAACAUGUGGCUAUAGCGUCACUUAAGGCGUUGAUGGUGUUGUUGUUGUUUGGAAAGUAUGAAGUUGAAUUGGUGAAUCCAAAUCAACCGUUAAAAAUUGUUUAUAAACUUGGCAAUGCCACUUACAAUUAA